This is a messenger RNA of Neodiprion virginianus, 1444 nucleotides long. It is a transcript of the gene Iyd, whose product is annotated as iodotyrosine deiodinase 1. The transcript has 5 exons. The record is from RefSeq and is a predicted model, not a curated record. Gene Ontology annotation, molecular function: oxidoreductase activity. Bases 357 to 1301 code for a protein of 314 amino acids. Lineage: Eukaryota; Metazoa; Arthropoda; Insecta; Hymenoptera; Diprionidae.
UGUAUUAUUUCUUUCCUUUUUAUUCACUAUCAGAGCUUCAUCGCUUAUUGCGAAUGAUAUCCCGCAUUAUUCGCAGAUUCGGAAGACAGUUUCAUUCGAUCUGCAUAUCAAUCACUCGGCAAUUCUUCACCAGCAGAUAAACUUAGUUCCAACUAGCGAACGACGCACUCACGGAAGUCGUGUUUCUCGUUCAAAAAUAGAUUCGCUCUCACGUGGUCAUCCUGAUCGGCUCUAAUUACCGCCUAAUCUUGUCUCACCUUGAAGGUGUACCUACAGCGGCUACAAAUUUCCUCUGAAUCACGGUGCAGCUGUUUCUGUACACACCAUAUAAUGGCACGCAUAUAUAAUAUGUAUGAAUGUUGGCAUAUACGUACCUGGAUAUCACUGCCGUUGAAAGCGACAUGAUUUUGCAGAGCCUUCCGUUCUUUGCCAAUUACUGGCAUUACCUUCUGAUCAGCUUAGUCUCUUUUCUUCUUUUCAACACCUUGGCUCGAUUGUCGAGGGUAGCGAAAACCGCCAGGAAGAUAUUGGAACAGGAUAAGGGUGAACCGGAAUCCUUGAACGAUGAGCAAGGAUCAGAUGAAAAUGAUGGAGAACAUUUAGUUGAGGACGAUGAUGACGAACCUGCUCUACCCAAGGACCUGGAACAUGUGCCUUACGUUUACACAAGGCCUUCCGAAGAGGAGCUAAUCCAAAGGGCGCGGGAGUUUUAUCUGGUCGCUUCUGCUCGACGUACUAUUAGAUUCUUCAGUCCAGAUCCUGUGCCGAAAGAAGUAAUUCAGGAAAUUGUUAAAUCCGCCGGCACUGCUCCCAGUGGAGCGCACACCGAGCCCUGGACUUUUGUGGCGGUGUCAGACCCUCGGACAAAGGCUGCAAUCAGGGAAAUUGUUGAGAAAGAGGAAGAAAUUAAUUACAAAAAAAGAAUGGGAAAAAAAUGGACAACCGAUCUACAGCCGCUUCGGACCGAUUGGAUUAAGGAAUAUUUGACCAUCGCGCCGUACCUGAUUUUAGUUUUUAAACAAAUGUACAGCAUCGGGCCUGAGGGAAAGAGAAAGAUUCACUAUUACAACGAAAUGAGUGUUUCUAUUGCUUGUGGUAUACUUCUCACGGCAAUACAGAGCACUGGAUUGGUGACGCUAACAUCAACUCCAUUGAAUUGUGGACCUGCAAUUCGUAAGCUCUUGAACCGUCCUGCAUCUGAGAAAUUAACACUGCUACUUCCGGUUGGCUAUCCAGCCAGAGAUGCAACAGUGCCUAAUCUUCGUCGGAAAUCGCUGUCAGAAAUUCUUGUUGAAAUAUGAAACUCCGCUAACGAACUUUGAAACAUUUUUACACUGACCAAGUUACUGCACAACACUUAUCUCGUACUUUAACAUUCGAAUUGUAGCUGUAGAUUUAUUGUAAUCAUUUUUAAUAAAAUCGAACCAUGUAAUGCAAAAUGAGA